This is a messenger RNA of Glycine soja, 1236 nucleotides long. RefSeq names its product ribonuclease H2 subunit A. Gene Ontology annotation, cellular component: ribonuclease H2 complex. Gene Ontology annotation, biological process: mismatch repair; DNA replication, removal of RNA primer. The record is from RefSeq and is a predicted model, not a curated record. The transcript is spliced from 8 exons. Gene Ontology annotation, molecular function: RNA-DNA hybrid ribonuclease activity; RNA binding. Lineage: Eukaryota; Viridiplantae; Streptophyta; Magnoliopsida; Fabales; Fabaceae. The coding region runs from base 125 to 1018 and encodes 297 amino acids.
AGUUGGUGCCCUAAUUGGAAUUUGGAACCACAGCGAGGCAGAGUAGAAGAUGUUUAUGUGGCGGGAACCUCUUGACUCUGGAGAAGAAAACCCGCGUUUCCUUGGGUAGUCGAAAGGAAGCAGAAUGGGAUUCAAAAUUCUUCCAAAAUGGGCAUCGAAGCCUUGCGUAAUGGGAAUCGACGAAGCUGGAAGAGGCCCCGUUUUAGGGCCUAUGGUCUACGGUUGCUUAUACUGCUCUCAGUCCUAUCUGAAGACCCUUUCCACGUUGAGUUUUGCAGAUUCUAAGACACUCAAGGAAGAGAAGAGGGAAGAAUUGUUUGAAACUUUAAAACUCAAUGAUUCUAUUGGAUGGGAUGUUGAUGUCAUUGACCCCCGGGAACUCUCCGCUAAAAUGCUUAAGAAGAAUAAGAUUAACUUGAAUGAGAUUUCACAUAGCUCUGCCAUGGGCCUCAUUGAUAGGGUACUGAAAAUGGGAGUGCUUCUAACUGAGGUUUAUAUAGAUACAGUUGGAGAUGCAGGGAAAUAUGAAAUGAAGCUCUCUAAUAGUUUUCCAUCUAUCAAAUUUGUGGUUGCAAAGAAGGCUGAUAGCCUUUACCCCGUUGUCAGUGGUGCAAGCAUAGUUGCAAAGGUCACAAGGGACCGUGCUUUAAGAGAAUGGGUGCUUGAUGAGACUGCUGAAAACAUGCAGAGGAAUUUUGGAUCCGGAUAUCCUGGAGAUCCCCAAACCAAGUCCUGGCUAGAGGAUCACAAACAUCAUAUCUUUGGAUUUCCAUCAUUGGUCCGAUUUAGUUGGGGAACCUGCAACUCUUAUUUUAAAGAUGCCGCAGAAGUGUUAUGGGAGUCUGACAAUUUAGAUGAAGAUGGUGGUGGAAGCAACAAUAAGAAUGGCAAGCGGCAAUUGAAAUUAAGCAAUGUGGGUUUCACCACAUCCAAGAGAAGUGAAGAAAUAGAAUCAAGUGGUAAAGGACGCUGUAGGUUUUUUCAGGCUCGGAAACUUGAGCACCUCACUUAUUUCUAAAAGUGAUGCUCAAGUAUUGUCCCCUCUAUUUGCCUUAUUCCAGUAAUAUCUAGCUAUGUGAAACUAUAUAUUAUUCGAAUUUCAUCCUUAGAUAACAUUUUCUGCAUAUACAGAUGAUGCUCAGUCUAACAAGAUGUGUACCAAGUAUUGCGUCAAUUUAAUUAUUAGUAUACUUAAUAUCUAUUGAAAUUUAAGCCAUCAUAUUAAACAUUUAUUUC